Molecule: messenger RNA, 478 nt
Organism: Linepithema humile (Argentine ant)
Lineage: Eukaryota; Metazoa; Arthropoda; Insecta; Hymenoptera; Formicidae
Gene: UQCR-Q
Product: Ubiquinol-cytochrome c reductase ubiquinone-binding protein
Biological process (GO): mitochondrial electron transport, ubiquinol to cytochrome c
Source: RefSeq, a predicted model, not a curated record
AUCUACCCAUCAGAUUGCGCACUAAGAGUUAAUGGAGGAUCGGCUGUAAAAGUAUUGCAACGUUUCUCUCGUUUCUCAUACGUAUUGAUACGUAUUUAGGUUGAAUUCCAGCCAAUAUGGGGUUGAAAUUCGGAAACCUUGCCAAGAUCAAUGGCAUUGUCUACUUCCGACUUAGUCCAUAUGAACAAAAAGCCUUCAAGGGUCUAAUCUCUGAAGGUAUACCAAACUUGGCGCGCCGUAUCCAAGGUCGUGUGUUUCGAUCUGCACCCAUAUUCAUGGCUGCAUACUUGGUUCUGAACUGGGCGAAGGAAACAAACCACGCUGCUUCUCGCAAGAAUCCUAAAGACUAUGAAAAUGAUACGUAAAAUAUAGGUGAAUAAAUCUCUAACCAAUGUUACUUAGUUUACUGUACAAAUCAAUUUAAACUUCAAUUCUGAAGUAAAAAUAAAUUCAUGUAAGUUAUUGUAGUUCCUAGAAA